Papilio polytes (common Mormon) is the source of this 902-nucleotide messenger RNA. Its product is annotated as dynein regulatory complex subunit 7-like. Gene Ontology annotation, biological process: flagellated sperm motility. The transcript has 4 exons. Bases 56 to 676 code for a protein of 206 amino acids. Gene Ontology annotation, cellular component: motile cilium. NCBI's taxonomy places the organism in Eukaryota, Metazoa, Arthropoda, Insecta, Lepidoptera, Papilionidae. The record is from RefSeq and is a predicted model, not a curated record.
UCCUAUCGCGAAGCAACCCCGUCCACUAAACGUGUACUACGCGUUAUGCGACAACAUGGCGUGGGAGCAACGCAGCGACAAGCACGUGCGCGACCGCGAGGCUGACGUCAUCGACUACCUCGCGCACCGACAUUGCGAGCUAACAGAACCCCAUCUAUACGUCGCGCUGUUUGACACCGAAAGGAAUGAAGAGGCUAAACGCGGCUGGAAAGAACAGGAAACACAAAAGGCGGAAGUAACUGAGCGCGAGAAGGAGGCCGAGAUCGACCCGUUAGCGCCGUACUUAGCGCGCAUGUUCGGCAGCGGGCACGGCGCCGGCGCGGGCACCGCACUCACCUACCAGCAGGCGUCGUUACUGCGCGAGCAGUGCGUUACUGACUUCAAAGCCAAGCAACUGGAGAGACAGAACCUUAUACAGGCUAGAUACGAUAAGCUCAACGGUGAAUACAAGGCAAAGCGUCUAUGGUAUCUCGCGAAUCAGUUUAUCUUAACACCGGAGAAAGAAUCUGCAUAUUUUGCCACAAGUGCGGAGUUGGCCUUCCGCGUGCACUCCCUGGAGGUGCGUCUGACGCGGCACCGCGACCUCUCCGGCCCAAGGUUCCGCGCGCUGCAAGACUACCUCGACAAACAUCCCCUACUCAAAGAUUAUAACAGGACGAGGAAACUCAAAGCAUAGUAGGGCCUAAAUUAGUCUAUGAUUUUAGUCUGUACUCUAUGGUUGACUGACGUUUAUCAGUAUUGCUAUGUCAAAUUGACAGAAAACCAUAAAUACGGAGCUUGAAGCCACUUACUGUUGAUUAACCGUGGUUUUCACUGCAUCUUAUUUUGUAGUGUUUAAUGAAUGUAAAAUUUUGCUGAAUUUAAAAAUGAAUUUAUAGUUGUUAUAUAUGUUAUCUAAUAGU